Oikopleura dioica is the source of this 906-nucleotide messenger RNA. Lineage: Eukaryota; Metazoa; Chordata; Appendicularia; Copelata; Oikopleuridae. The record is from the annotation of a GenBank genome assembly.
AUGGGAUGCAAUAAUUCGAAAGUAGAGAAUGUGGAAGAUCCAAAAGCAAAAUCAACCAAAAAAGCACCUGAACCCGAAAAACCUAAAGAACUUAACCCAUAUCACCCCAACGCAUCAAAGCAAAUCGCCCAACGAGUUGACAAUGCGGAGAAAUUCGUCGACGGACUCAUUAAAUUCUUGAACACAAGAGCAGAAAUCGAAGCUGAUUAUGCAAAGAGAUUGAAAUCAUGGGAAAAUCAGUGGAACUCAAAUAUGGCCAAACACCCAGGGACGAAUGAGGAGCUCGCGAAAGUUUUCAGAGCUUUGACGACGGAAGCCGAUGCACAAGCGACUAUCCAUAAACGACGACAGGCGAAUCUGCAGACUAAUGCUGCAAAAGUCACAGAAUGGAAAGCGCUUAAUUAUCAUUCGAAGGGUCUUCUAUCUUCUGGAACAAAGGAAGGAGAAGAGCUCGAAAAGAUGCUUCAAGACGCGACUGGUCCCUGGAACGAAAGCAUUCACAAGGUCACAACUUUGAAGAAUGAAUAUCAUAGCCUCUGCAAAAGCGCCAUUCUUGCAGAAUCAGAAGCUGCUCGAGAUGCGAAACUGGAAGAAUACGAAGCCGCUCUAGCAGCACUUCCAGCUCAGCACCCAGAAGUCUGCCAGAAAGUCAAAGAAGCGGUUGAAAAACUCAGAGCUCUUGAGGAAAAACGUCUUGAAUUCGUCAAGACAAUCUGGAACGAAUACAUAAAAUCGGUCGAGUUCUCGCAAAGCGAUGCUGAUUCUUUGAAAGAAGCGUACGAUACAAUCAAUUUGAUGAUUGUCAAUGCUGAUAUCAACAAAGAAAUCAACGAAACGACGGAAAAAGCAAAUGCGAUAAAGCCAAAGAUUCCGCAAAAAGAAGAAUUCGACCCUUCAAAGAAAUAA